AUGACUCAAGAUUACGAGGUUUACAAAGAAGGGGGCCUUCUCAACAAUCGAUACAAGAAACUGGAGGAUAUUAGUGAGGGGUCUUACGGUUAUGUGUCCCUGGCCAACGACACGCUUAAGAAAAGAUUGGUGGCGGUGAAGUACAUUUUCAAGAACGACGAGGAGGAGGAAAAGAAUGAAGAUGAAGAAGAUGGCCGUCAUAAUUCUUCAGUUGAAAAGAGACAACAGCUUAUCAAACAUCAGAAAUCGCUAAUUUCCGAAAAAGUCCGGUCAAAGCUCUCCAAUAACAUAUGUUUCGAGGCAUUAUUUGAAGUCGACAUUCAUACGAAAGUUGGCAAGCACAAAAACAUUACCGAGAUAUACGAUUAUUUUGACUCUUUUAUCAUUAUGGAAUACUGUUCAGGGGGGGAUCUAUACGAAGCCAUUAGAGCUGAUUUGGUUCCACGUAAGACAAAAAAAAUUACCCAUAUUGCUUCCCAAAUUAUGGAUGCCGUUGAAUUUGUGCAUAAGAAGGGCAUUUAUCACCGUGACAUUAAACCUGAAAAUAUCUUAAUUGACGGCUCAGACUGGACUAUCAAGCUUACUGAUUGGGGUUUGGCGACUACAGAGAAGACGUCCAUGGACCGUAGCGUGGGGAGUGAGCGAUAUAUGGCUCCAGAACUUUUUGAAGAAAAUCUCGACCGGGAAGAAAGGUCCCUGCCAUAUGAUUGUAGCAAAGUUGAUAUCUGGGCUAUUGGUAUUGUCCUCCUGAACGUCGUAUUCCAGAAGAAUCCCUUUAGUGUAGCUAAUCAGACUGAUAAGUCUUUUUGUUAUUUUGCGGCCAACAGAGAAGCAUUGUUUGACGUAUUUUCAACGAUGUCUUACGAUUUUUUCCAAGUAUUAAGACAUAGCUUGACAAUUGACCCAACUAACAGAGAUCUAGCAAGCAUGAAAAAUGAACUACUCAAGCUUGGUGAAUACACUUUGGAUGACGAGUUUUUCAACUCACAGGUUGAUGAUGACAAUUUCGGUACUCCUAAGAUCGAGGAUGUUGAUUCUACUCCAAAAUUCACUUCAUCCACUCCCACAGCUGUUGAGUCUCCUGCGAUGGUCGCCACUCAAAUGACGGUGGACAAAAUCACACCUGCGCCAUCGCACAAGGAUGAAAAGGAAAAGGAUCCAAUCCCAAGAUUCAGGUUUAAGAAGCGAAGCCAUCCAGCUCCUGAGCAGAAACGGGGCUCCAAGCCAAUUCACAUGGAUAAUCGUAAAGUAAUUAAAAAUUCAAGAAAGCCGUUGGCCAUUCCUACUCCAAACACGCACAUUAAUAAUUUUUUCCAUGAAUAUAAAUCUAAAGGUGACGAUAACUUUAAUACGAGAGAUUUCUUUACACCCCCAAGCGUGAAUAACAGAUACAUGGAAGGAAUUUUUAACAACAAACCUAACAAAUACAAAAAUCAUCGGGGAAACCAUAACAAUGCCAAAAGACCAAAUUCGAUUGGGAGUGUCAAUGGCAAUAACAAAUAUACCCCCAAAUCAAAUCCCAAUAACUUAUCGUCGUCUUAUGGCAGACGAGGAUCUGCCUAUUCUCAACACUCGCCUUCAACUGGAAAAUACAUCCCGCCGCACUCAAGACCUAGUUCUUUAUAUGGGGGCUCUCCCCACAUUCCCAACAUUUCUUCAGUUUUGGAUAACGGCUUUGAUCACACUUCAGCCCCCACGACUAACACUUAUCACGAGCAACACCCAGUUCCCAUGGAUAGCAACGAAAAUGAUCUUGAUGACGUUCUUUUCACAUUAGAAGAAAACGAAAUCGACAGCUUCACUAACGAAUUGGACAAUUUAACUGUUCAAGACGGUGAAGUGUCCCAACCCCUUAAUUCUGUUAGCGCUCCUAGUAUCGGCGUAACUAGCGAAGUACCAGACUUACUCAAAUCGCCUACGAUGCAUCACUCAGAGUUGGUUGGGAGCUUGAAGAAUCCUUUUGCUGAAAUACUUGAUCAAAAAGCCAGAAGGCCAAGCACGGAGUAUAAGUACAAACCUGGAGUUUACGUGCCACCCCAUCACAGGAAAGAGCUCGCACAAGGUCUAUCGCAAAGUCCUUUGAUUUCAAAUGGUGGAGAAGCAACUUUAUCCGUGAAUCAUAAUUCGUUCAGCUACGGAUCAUACAAUGGUCGUCGUUCUAGUACUCAUCAUGCCCGGUCCAGAAAAUUAACACCCACAGGACAGCCAUUUAUAUCUCAUAACCACGGAAAAGCAACUACAGAGCUUCAACAAAAUGAUAUUUUCGCUGACUCCAAUGCUUUGCUGUUCGAGGAGGAUGAGGAUGAUAAUCAUUUAGCUGAUCAAAGGUCUUUAUUUGGUCCUCACGAUCUUUACAAGCCAUCAACGGUUACCUCACCAAAGAGAAUUCGCACCGGUCGUAAAUCGAGCUCCAUUCAAGAUGAAUUGAUAGGCUCACUGGAACAAUACAAAAACAACUGGUUAAUUUUGCAACAACAACAAGAAUGA
Lachancea fermentati is the source of this 2487-nucleotide messenger RNA. Lineage: Eukaryota; Fungi; Ascomycota; Saccharomycetes; Saccharomycetales; Saccharomycetaceae. The record is from the annotation of a GenBank genome assembly.